Molecule: messenger RNA, 1333 nt
Organism: Rhagoletis zephyria (snowberry fruit fly)
Lineage: Eukaryota; Metazoa; Arthropoda; Insecta; Diptera; Tephritidae
Gene: Cyp40
Product: Cyclophilin 40
Biological process (GO): protein peptidyl-prolyl isomerization; protein folding
Cellular component (GO): cytoplasm; mitochondrion
Molecular function (GO): protein binding; peptidyl-prolyl cis-trans isomerase activity; cyclosporin A binding
Source: RefSeq, a predicted model, not a curated record
GCCAUAGCUAGUGUUUACGCCCAUGGUCUCAUACCUAGUGUAGCUUUGUUUUGUUAGUUAUUCGUACUCUGUUUCAUAGAAAUGAACAAAUUAUUAGAACCGGUUUGUGAAACCAAUCCGUUAGUAUAUUUCGAUAUUACUAUUGGCGAUGAAUUUGCCGGGCGAAUGGUAAUUGAGCUAAGAAAAGAUGUAGUACCAAAGUCAGCGGAGAAUUUUCGAGCUCUUUGUACAGGGGAAAAGGGCAAUGGCCAAUUAGGCAAGCAAUUGCAUUACAAAGGAGUACGAUUCCAUAAAAUAGUUCGGGUGUAUGUGGCACAAAGCGGAGACGUAGUCAACAACGAUGGCACCAGCGGAGAAAGCAUAUAUGGCCCCGUUUUCGAAGAUGAAAACUUUACCCUGCCGCAUGACGAAGGUGCAAUUAGUAUGGCUAAUUAUGGUGAGCCCCACACAAACAAUUCUCAAUUUUUCAUCGUAUCUGUGUCGUGCGAUAACCUUGAUGGAACAAACGUGGUUGUUGGAAAAGUACUCCGAGGUUUGUCUAUCAUUUCCGAUAUGGAACUGGUUUCCAAUGAUGAUGGUGAACCGCAAGAGAACGUUAUAAUCACAGACUGUGGAGAAAUACUUCCAUGGGAGGAUUGGGGUUACUUAGAUAAUGACGAGACUGAUGAUAAACUUCCGCCUUACCCUCGAGAUUGGGAUAAAAAAAUGUCAUAUUUUACAUCUGAAGAAAUGGUAACUUUACUAACUGGUAUUCGAAAUGCUGGGAACCAUUUUUUUACCCAACAAAAGUAUUGUGAAGCGCGCCGGAAGUAUCGGAAAGCAAAUCGUUAUUACAAUUUACUUCGUACACGCUUUGAAAAGCAGGAGUUUACACAUCUUACUGUAAGUGACGAAGAUCUAAAAACGUUGGAUGCUUUCUCGGUCCUGAAUCAAAUUAAUAUGGCAGCAGUCGAUCUGAAGCUUGAAAAAUAUGACAGUGCAAAGUAUGCCUGCACAGAGGCGUUACGGUUAGAUGAAGCCUGUGGUAAAGCAUAUUAUCGACGGGGCCAAGCAAACAUAGCCCUAAAGGAGUACGAAUCAGCAAUAACAGAUCUGAAUCAAGCUAAUGAAAGAAUGCCUGGAAAUAAAAGCAUAUUGUACGAACUAUCCCGGGCAAAAAAACUGCUGUCAAACUACAACCGUUCACAAAUGAAUGCAUUGAAAAAUCUUUUUAAAUAACCGAAAAGCUUUUCUAAAUAACGACAAUCCUUUAGAUAACCGAUAUGGGCCUCACAAGUAAAUAUUGUUAGAAUUAUAUUUAAUAACCUAAAAUCAAUCUUUACUCGUUUACAAA